AUGAAGUCUGUCACCCCAGAGAUGAUUGCUUACAUAUGUGUCCAGGCAUGCUUUUUUAUUUCAACACUUGAAACCUUUGGCAAGGUCAAUGAAAAUUUUAAUUUCAAAGUGUUUUAUUACACUAUUCUUGAGUUUUUCGAAGACUGUGAGUCUCUAUGGGUCCAGGACACACUUAAUUGGUGGAAUGAACAGGUUUUCGGCUCCUCUGGUGAAUUGCUCACUAUUGAACCUGAGGAGGAUGAGGGGUUAUUGAUUGCAGCCAUUUUGAGAGCUCAGAAGGCUUGUGAAGGGUGUGGACAGUCUCAAGCAGGAGGAUUGGCUGGCCAGGGUCAAGGACUGGCUACUCAAAUGCAAGACACUCACCUGCCAGACAAUACACACAUGGAUGAGGGCGCCGUGAUUGUUGCUAAUGGCUGUGGUGUUAUUGACUCGAAGAGUGGUGGAAUCUGUGGUGCCUACAGUGAUGGCUCGCAUGUCAUCUGUGACAACUUUGGUGGUGUUGUGUCCGCGCAAACUCCCGAUGGUCGUGACUGGGGCUCUUGCGGCGCCGUGAUUGUUGCUAAUGGCUGUGGUGUUAUUGACUCGAAGAGUGGUGGAAUCUGUGGUGCCUACAGUGAUGGCUCGCAUGUCAUCUGUGACAACUUUGGUGGUGUUGUGUCCGCGCAAACUCCCGAUGGUCGUGACUGGGGCUCUUGCGUCGGCUCUUCAGAGACAUGCGGUUCUACCCAUAUCCGCUUCUGCUGCUCUUGA
This is a messenger RNA of Fomitiporia mediterranea MF3/22, 750 nucleotides long. RefSeq lists its product as uncharacterized. Bases 1 to 750 code for a protein of 249 amino acids. NCBI's taxonomy places the organism in Eukaryota, Fungi, Basidiomycota, Agaricomycetes, Hymenochaetales, Hymenochaetaceae. The record is from RefSeq and is a predicted model, not a curated record. The transcript has 7 exons.